This is a messenger RNA of Trypanosoma cruzi, 405 nucleotides long. RefSeq lists its product as uncharacterized. The coding region runs from base 1 to 405 and encodes 134 amino acids. The record is from RefSeq and is a predicted model, not a curated record. The transcript has a single exon. Lineage: Eukaryota; Euglenozoa; Kinetoplastea; Trypanosomatida; Trypanosomatidae.
AUGCCGACGUUUCGGGAGAUUGUGACGGCAAAAAAUUUUGUUUUUUUGCUUAAAUUCUUGGGGGUGGCAGGGGCUUUUGGUAGUGGAAGUUUGGCACUUUUUUUAUUGAUGUGGUUUCGUCCACAUGAAUUAAAUGAAGUGCGCAUGUUUAUUGCAUACGUGUACAUCAUCUUCUUUUCAGUGAUAUCGCCGGCCGCGGAGGUUGGCAUGAUGCAGCACCGUCACCUGAUGCGGUUUACACGUUUCCUCCUAUCGAACAUUGGACGUGCCUUUCUUUACGUUUUCAUUGGAGGGCUACUGCUUGGAACACACAUUGCCGGAUGGAUCGUCGGUGUGUACAUGAUUUCUUUGGGUGUCCUCAACAUUUUUGCAUACUGCGUGACAGGUGAGGACUCUACGGUGUAG